This is a messenger RNA of Neocloeon triangulifer, 1840 nucleotides long. RefSeq lists its product as uncharacterized. The record is from RefSeq and is a predicted model, not a curated record. Gene Ontology annotation, biological process: regulation of transcription by RNA polymerase II. Gene Ontology annotation, cellular component: nucleus. Bases 121 to 1110 code for a protein of 329 amino acids. NCBI's taxonomy places the organism in Eukaryota, Metazoa, Arthropoda, Insecta, Ephemeroptera, Baetidae. The transcript has 7 exons.
GAGUGCAGCGGCCCCAGUCUGCAUCGAGAGUGAGCCGAGGCAAGAUCAAGGCUUGGCGACGAGGACGAAACCGACACACCUGGAAGGAAAAAGAAGGACCGAGCCCGAGGACAAGAGACGAUGAUGUCGCAGGACGCGCAACUCUCACGCAGACUCAACCCUCCCCGCGACCGUGCCGAGCCAAAGGACAAGGAGGCCGAGCAGCCGGACGACGCCCCCGAAGCCGCGGCGGUCCCGAAGAAGGACGCCGGCAGUGACAAGACGGCCUUCGGCGACGACGACAUGAGCUGCGCCCUGCGUCCCCAGCAGGGCCUCGUCAACCCCUUCAUGCAGCCCGACGACGACGCCGACGAACUCGCUGCUCUGCAGACCGCCAACGAGAUCGCCUUCGCCGCCAACGUCGGCCCCGGCGCAGCCCCUGCUCCGUUUCUUGACUUCCCCACCAGGGACCUCCCGACUGACAACUCCAACUUCUUGAACUUUCAUGACACUGCCUUCAACUCUGUGGGCUUUGGAUUCGCCGACUACCUGUGCCUGGCCAACGACAACCUGAAAGCCAACAGCAAAGCCCAUUACAUGUCAGCCAACUGCGUCGUCUUCACCAACUACACGUCUGGGAACGCCGCUGCCGAGGUUGAUCAGCACUUCAGCCGCGCCCUCGGCGCCCUAAACAAGGAUCAGGCUUUUGGACAAGCAAUUCUUGGCAAGCCAUCUCUGUUUGACUUCAAGGGCAAAAUGUUCCCUCCUGGAUUUGGAACUUCGGUCAGGACUUGCCCUGCUCGUCAGUUUUCAAAGAAGAACAUCAACUCCCUCCAGCUGCCUUCUUCGUCAUCUGCUGAUCCAUACGCCAACCUGAACCAAAGCCAUCGCCACCAUCCGUGGAACCAGCAAAUGCUGCCCCCACUCGCCCAGGGCCAACAUCUGCCUUCGUACAGCGCGUUCAACGCCUACUGGAGUGGCCAGUACCACAGCGUGUCCUGUCCCAACACACCCUUGCAGCACUCGACUGCCCAUGGACAGCAGGCCUUCCAGUUCAACUCCACCAUCACCACAGGUAGUGGCCCCUCUUCGACUGUGCCUCAGCAUCACCAGCGCGAUUACUGGUACUAAAAGGGUUGCCUUUUGACUCAGCAACGAGACGCGGAUCUCAAGACGUUAUCAUGACCUAAAGCCUGCUAGUGACCUACCAUAUAUUAUUGAUAAAUAAGCUGUGAAUCGAUUUCACUUUAUAUUAUGCCCCUAAUUUAUUGUUCUUUUACAAAGUUCGCCGUCAAACAACAUUCCUAGAUUGAAAUAUUUCUCGGCGGCACCUCCUGUCGCGCCAUUACUUGUUUGGUUUCACACUCUUAGUUAUUUGCCUGGAACCAAAGUGUGUUUUGUUUAUUUUGAUGUCUAUCGAUUGCGAGAGAAAUUAAAAAUGAAUUAAUUCGUCCUGCAAGAAGCUCUCUGCGAGGCAUGCGAACUCCUCCCUCAUAUCUGUAUAAGUCGGUUUAGGAAUCCUCAAAAUUUUGUCCUUGGUGAGUUGGACAACGCUCGGGAACAAUUAAUUAAGCGAGGAGGUUAUGUGAAUUUGAGUUACCUUUGCAGCCAAAUUAGCUGAAACACUGAAACUUAAGGGACCUUAACUUGUUCAUUUGUUCAAAGUCUUACACAAAGUAAGAGCACUUCUAAUUAUUGAAGCAUGUGUGCUAAUAAUGUAGAGUUUAUUUAAAAGGAAUUGAGCAAUUUAUUUAAUUGCUAAUUAAGUGCUCAAAUGAAUUUCUAGUAACAGAAGAAUGAAACAUUGUAUUAUUGUAAAGUUGGAAUUAUUACGAAACUCAAUAAAAAUUAUUACAUGAAA